CGCUAGUGAGGCAGGCUCAUAGACACCAGGUUUUCCGUGCUGCAGUAGGGUCCCUGCCUUACAGAGGCGUGUGGCGUCCCUAAUUACCUCCACAAGUACGAGCUAACUAAGUAAGCUUUCGCGGAGAUUUACGAGCAAGAGUACAGCGAGAAUUUACAUCCCGGAAAAGUAGACUCCAACCAUUCUUCAAGGCCUUCGAUUCGUAGAGGACGCUAGACGACGAGUGAGCGCGCGUACGCUACUACCUCCACGAAACGUUCUGCCUAACCCUUGAUUGAAUACUGAAGAGCCGCAGGUAUCCUCGAAACCACUAGCGUGUCUUUCGUCACACGCCUCCCGUUCAGUGCGCUGCUAUCGAUGUUGCUCUUUCAUCGAAGCCUCGUGCCACGCGCCGUCAACUCUGGACCUUUCACUUCCAGCGGUAGCGAGCAUAAUUCUUCCUUACUACGCAAUGCGCCUCGUCUUAUUUCUUCGUAGUAUUUCGUUGACUGAGUAAACGGCGAUCACUCGUUGCGUCCUCCGCACAGAGCUGACGCGCCGCCGCAAAACAGAGCAUCGCUAGGUGCUUACCCGACAGAGUCUACCUGCACAUUUGAUCUGCGCGCCAAGCCUCUUUCUACUAAUGGUGUCAUACUGUAUUCUAAGCCAUUUUUGAGUCGACUAAAAAAUCACCCACGGAGUUGGCGCGCUGCCGCAAAACAGAGCCUCGGUAGAUGGGCCUACGCGCACUAUGGCACAGAUGAACUGCGCGCCAAGCCUCUCGCUGCUACUAGUGGCGUUUUACUGUAUUGUAGGUCUCCUGGUGUCCGUUGCGGCAGGUGACGACCCGCAGAGCGGGACGGAUCGUGACUUACAGAACGGCAGGCGGAACGGUUUCGACCCUCGUUUCGAGCCGCGUUUCGACCCACAGAACGGAACGGGUGUCGUCCCGCAGCAUGGAACAGGUCGCGGCUCACAAGCCGACUGUACGUCGGACGUACAGAAUGGCACAACGCAGCAGCACCCGCCGCGGCGGCAGUGCGAUUGCCGAACGCACAAACAGGCUGCGAGUCCGUGCGAUUGCGGUUACAGGUCUCGCCAGCACGUCAGCUCUCGCAGCACUUCGUGCGGCGACAAUUGCUCAGUCGGCCGUCCAUGGCGGAAAGGGGAGGACCGCGCCCGCUAUCGGCGAAUCGGACAUCUGCAGCAAUUGCUUCAGUCGCGCCUCACACGGAGCCUCUUAGAAGAACGGUACUUUGCUAAGCGGCUCUUAGUGGACGUGCCGCAGAUGGAGCCGUUGGCUGAGAACCGCACUAGGCGAAUCGACCCGCUGCAGCAGUUCCAGUACUACGAAGGCGGGUGGGACCCCAGCAGCAAAUACUACUGGGCAUCAGUGGCAUGGGCGGGGGUCUAUGGCCUCAUAGUGGGGUGGCGUGGGUUAUAUUCGGUAUAAGCAUCCUCGCUUUCGCGCUCUGCGCAUGCCUCUUCUGCCGCAAGCGGUGGAAGUCGCGCAUGGACAGCGACCCGCCUCAGUACACAACGUUUCAGAUCCGCGUACCACUUGUCGCGCUCUCAUUGGCCGCCCCUCAUCAUCCUCGUGGGCUUUGCGCUGCUGGUAACGGGGCAGGUGCUCUUCCAGAGCAACUACAGCAGCGCCACCCAGUUCACUCUCGCCACAAACACAAGCCGUCGUGGGCGUCACUCAAAACCUCUCCCUCGCCGUGCAGCAAUCCGCCAACGCUGCUGUCUUCGGCGUCAUCGUUCCGCCCCCCACCCAGCAGUCGCUGCUCCAGGGAGCAGCGAAGGCAGAGCACAUGGCAGCUGACAUCGAGGCUCGGAUCACUGAUAGCGUCGACAGAAUGGAUGGCUACGUGAAGAUUGUCACUGUCACCAUUCUGGUCAUCGGCUCUGUUACGGCUCUGCUCGUGCUGCUGGGAGUGGUGACUGCGUUCCUCCAGUGGGCUGUUGCAUCGCACGUACUCGUUAGCCUCAUCUGGGCCAUGGGGUUCAUCACUUGGUGCACUGUCACCCUCUGCCUGCUCUCCACUCUAUUUGCGGGCGACACAAGUGCGGCCAUGUGGCAGGUGUCGCAGCAGGAGCCCAUGGGCAACUCCACCAUGCAGGCGUGGCUUCCGUGUGCCAAGGCGGACGACAUGCAACAAGCCCUCAACACCACUGCUGCCGCCCUCUCGGCCUCAAUCACCCAACUCAACGCCUCCAUCGCUACAAACUGCCCUCAGCUGUUGACUGCGGUCAACGCCAGUGGCAUCUGCAACCCCUAUGCGGACGGCACAAGUCUAACCUACAACCUCACCUCCUGCCUACCUGGGACCAUGCCGCCCACUGAACUUCUUCAGACACUAGCCGCAGCAGCAUGCUCCAACAGCACGUGCCACAUACAGCAUCCCAAUGGCACGCAUCUGGAGGUGCAAGUGCCAGAGGCCGUGCUGAAUGACCUCAAGAACGCCUCGUCCGCCCUGAAACUCCUCUACUCCACCGUGCCCGCCCUGCUUCAGAUCGCCAACUGCACCUACGUCAAGCAGAUUUGUGAGUAUGCCUCUGGGCUAGCGCAGGACAUGGAGCGGGACUUCAACAUGCUGUGGUGGGGCUUCAUCGUCGUGUCCAUCGCAUCCAUGCUCUUCGCGCUCGCCCUCCCCAUCUACAUCUUCCGCUGCUCCCACCCGCUCAACCCACCUCACUAUCCUCUCUCCGGCUCUUCCCACAGCCUUGCUGAUGAUGAUGGUAACGUGCCUGGUGCAGACGAUGAUGCGCCUCGUGCUGCUGGUGCACUCUUUCGAAUGAUUGAUGUGAAGCUUGACGGAGAUAGCACGGAAAAUUUAUCCCGCUCCACUGAGCAACAGGAUUCUGCUUUUGAUACGAGUGGCUCGUCCUAAUGGAGAAGAGCAGUAAUACUAUGGUUCCGAGGAAAUGGGAGAGGUGCAUUGCUGUGCUUGCUUUCAGUACAUUUGGAGAAUAUGGCACUGCAUAGGAUGUAUGUAUGUAUACCUAAAUAUUUGUAUAUGUGUGCAUGAAUGUUCACUUAUUGAUGACGUGUGACUUUUGCAU
Messenger RNA from Closterium sp. NIES-67, 3045 nucleotides. The record is from the annotation of a GenBank genome assembly. Lineage: Eukaryota; Viridiplantae; Streptophyta; Zygnematophyceae; Desmidiales; Closteriaceae.